UACGGAAACUGUAGUUUAGCCGAAAUUGGUAAAAUGGAAGAAUUUUUUAAGAAAAUUUCGGAAAAAUUUUUUCUUUCAGAUGAUGUAAAUUUUCUUUCUCGAUUUCUUUGUCCAGAAGAUGAAAUUCAGGAUGAGAAUAUUCCUUGGACAUGGGAUUCAUUAUUUGCAAGUGUAACAAGCGAAUUAAGAGAAGAAUGGGCAUUGGAAGAGGAAGCAGCAAAUAGCGGAGGGGGAGGUGUUAAUGAUCAAAUGCCUGGUGGAGGGAUACCUACAAAUAAUUUACAACAAAAGGGAUAUUAAAUUCUUUUCAUCAAAAAAUUUAAAAUUAAAAAAUAUUGGUUACAGAAAUCGUUAUUUUUAUAU
Messenger RNA from Meloidogyne enterolobii, 363 nucleotides. The record is from the annotation of a GenBank genome assembly. NCBI's taxonomy places the organism in Eukaryota, Metazoa, Nematoda, Chromadorea, Rhabditida, Meloidogynidae.